AUGCGCUUCUCCACAAUCGCUGCCAUCGUUGGCUGCAGCAGCUUUGCUCUUGCUCAGACUCAGCUGCUUCCUAAGUGCGCUCAAUCGUGCGUUGGUACGGAUUUCGGCGGCUGCGGCACCCUCGACGUCCAGUGCAUCUGCACCAACAAGUCCCUGAUCUCGGGCCUGGCCUGCUGCGUGUCCACCAGCUGCGAUGAAGCGGACCAGCAAACUGUCAUCGCGUUUGCGCAGAACCUUUGCAAGCCGCAGGGCGUGACCGAUCUCCCGACCAGUGCCACCUGCGCCUCGGGUGCCUCCUCGGCCACUGGUUCCGCGUCGUCGACGGGCGGCAGCUCUUCCGCCAGCACUACUGGUUCGGCCGCGAGCGCUACCGGUUCGGCCGCCAGCUCUGCUGCUGCGGCGGCGUCCAGCGCCUCGGCCGCGAGCAGCGCGGCUGGGUCUGCGCCGACCGGCGGCGCCGCCAUGUGCAAGGGCAGCGCUGCGGGUAUGGGCUUUGGUUUGGUGUUGGCUGGUUUGAUGGGCGCUCUGUAG
Molecule: messenger RNA, 531 nt
Organism: Diplodia corticola
Lineage: Eukaryota; Fungi; Ascomycota; Dothideomycetes; Botryosphaeriales; Botryosphaeriaceae
Product: cfem domain
Exons: 3
Coding region: 1-531 (176 amino acids)
Source: RefSeq, a predicted model, not a curated record